Macrobrachium nipponense is the source of this 14513-nucleotide messenger RNA. It is a transcript of the gene HUWE1, whose product is annotated as E3 ubiquitin-protein ligase HUWE1-like. Gene Ontology annotation, cellular component: cytoplasm; nucleus. Gene Ontology annotation, molecular function: ubiquitin protein ligase activity; zinc ion binding; protein binding. The record is from RefSeq and is a predicted model, not a curated record. NCBI's taxonomy places the organism in Eukaryota, Metazoa, Arthropoda, Malacostraca, Decapoda, Palaemonidae. The transcript is spliced from 56 exons. Bases 107 to 13552 code for a protein of 4481 amino acids. Gene Ontology annotation, biological process: protein polyubiquitination.
GGUGGUAUGGGUACUACACUUCACAACCUUAUUAGUGGAACACUCCUUCUCACGACACCUUUAUUCUUCAGUGGAACACCUUAUUACCUUACUGUCAUCAACGUCUAUGACUAUUGUCUUAGCAGUACUUAAUCUACUUUACAUGUUCAGUAAAAGGUCUAAUUUCAUCACCCGCCUUGCUGUAGCCCCUCGCCAAGCCCUUUUGAUGCGUCUCAUAAAUUUGGCUGAACCCUGGGGAGGCAAGGACAAUGGCUUUGGUUUAGCCCAGUGUUGUCAGGACCUUCCCUUGUCUUCCUUUCCUGAAAAUGCCACCACCCUACAUUAUGAGUUCUAUGGUGAACACCAACAACAGCCACAACAGCAAACAUCGCAGCAGCAACCACAACAACAAACUGGUGACUCUCCAAGUGGAAGCAGCAGUAGUGGGGCUCGCAGUAGUAAUUCUAUCAUCACUAUUCACAUUGAUAAUAUGCAGAAUAUAUCAAAGUCCCCUGCGCAAGUCAUGGAGGAGCUUUUACAGGUCUACAAAGUGCCUAUGGAGAAACAGAUGAUCCUGUUUACCCACAUAAGAUUAGCUCAUAGUUUUGGUUCAUUUGAAACUCGUUUGCAGUGUGUCCAAGCGAGACUACAAGCAUUGUCUGUUUUAGUGUAUUGCAAUGCAUUGCAGGACAAUGCUAAUACAGUGUUAUAUUCUGGGCUUCUGGAUGAAUUUGUGGAGGUUUUGGAAAUUCACGAUCCAAAACUUACUGAAAUUAAGGCUGCCACAUUGCGUACUUUGACUUCAAUUAUUCACCUGGAUCGUAUGCCCAGUUUCCCUAAGUUGAAUACAAUAAUUGAUGUAACAGGUGCCUCCUCUUACCAUGGAUUCUUGCCAGUUCUGGUUAGGUCUUGCAUCUCUUCGUUAACAGCCACCAACCCGCCAGUUCCCAACCCCUUUCCUGCCCCACUUGCCACAGCCCUGUUUUCAUUCCUUUAUCAUUUAGCAAGUUAUGAAGCUGGUGGUGAAGCUCUUGUCUCUUGUGGCAUGAUGGAGUCUCUCAUAUCUGUUGUAAACUGGAAGGGAACGGAGCCGGAUCACAUAACUUUUGUGACCAGGGCAGUUCGUGUUAUCGAUCUCAUAACCAACUUGGAUAUGCAUGCCUUUCAGACACAUGGAGGGCUUACAGCCUUCAUUAGAAGAUUAGAGGUGGAAGUAGACGAGUGCCGAAAAGAACAACCUUUCGUCAUUACUCUGCCAGCACCGCUUGCAGAAAAUGAUUCUCCCUCUUCAGCUACAGAAAGCACUCAAGCAGCAGCAGCUGCAGAAAGAGAAGCUUCUGUAGCCACAGAAAGUGCAGAAGUUGGGGACACAGCCACUCCAUCUCCAAUGGACACAACCGAGUCUUAUACUACUGGUGCGGCCGGGACAUCUUUUCAGACAAAUGAGGUUGAAAACAUAAGACCCAGUACGUCAGCUGCGGCAGAUAUAACGGCCAGUUCUCGACCAGAUUAUAGUGAAGCAAAGACAGGUUUAUCGUGCUUGCCCCAGAGAGCAGCCCUAGUGAAAUCAAUGUUGAACUUUUUGAAAAAAGCAAUUCAAGAACCUGGUUUCAGUGAAAGUAUGAGACACUUAAUGGAAGGAAGUCUACCAGCUUCCUUGAAACAUAUCAUAAGUAAUGCUGAGUAUUACGGGGCCUCUCUGUUUUUGCUCGCAACUGAUGUUGUUACUGUAUACGUGUUUGGGGAACCAUCACUCUUGUCCUCCCUUCAAGAUAAUGGUCUCACAGAUGUUGUGUUACACGCAUUGCUAGUCAAAGAUGUACCUGCUACAAGAGAAGUAUUAGGUUCCCUACCAAAUGUAUUCAGUGCUUUAUGCCUUAAUUCUCGUGGUCUAGCUGCAUUCGUAGCUUGUAAACCCUUCGAAAGACUUUUCAAGGUUCUGCUGUCACCUGAUUAUUUACCUGCUAUGAGGAGACGAAGAUCAUCAGAUCCAAUGGGAGACACAGCAUCCAACUUGGGAAAUGCAAUGGAUGAGUUGAUGCGCCACCAGCCAAGUCUAAAAGCCCAAGCAAUGAAAGCCAUUGUUAAGCUCUUAGAGGAAGUGUGUCUGUUGGGAAGUGAUACUCACUACAUAUGCUGGAAGACUCCUCCAAAGCAUGAGGCAUCCCCAGCACCUGUCAUGAGAACUCACAAUGACAAUUCAAGUGAUGAAGAGGAGGAGGAGGAGGAAGAAAGGGAAUCUGGUGUUGCUGGUCCUUCGGUAUCUAGUGGGCAGCGGGAAGAUGUACCACCCACAGACACAACUACAGGAGAGAAAAGACCUGUCCCUCUUGUUGAUUAUGUUUUGAAUGUUAUGAAAUUUGUAGAUGCCAUUCUCUCUAACAAUUCAACUGACGACCAUUGUAAAGAAUUUGUGUCGCAGAAGGGUUUGGUUCCACUGUUGGGUAUUCUUGGAUUGCCCAAUUUACCAAUUGAUUUCCCAGUGUCACAGGCAUGUCAGUCUGUAGCAUCUGUAUGUAAAUCUAUUUUGAACCUUGCUCAUGAGCAUGGUGUUCUUCAGCGAGGACUCCAAUGUCUAAAUGAGAAGUUAGAAGCCCUAGCACCUCUUCAUGAACCCCUGCCAGCACCUGGAGGCUCAGUGCUGCUGCGUGAACUAGCAUCUGCUCCAACUCCUGGGGAAGCAACAGCCUUCCCACAAGCCACUCCACUACUUCAUACAUUGAGUGCAGUCCAUGCAUACAUAAUGAUGCUUGUUCAUGUAUGUAGAACUGGGCAAACAGAAAUCAGACAGGUAUCCAUCAGUCAGUGGGGAACAGAUUUAGGAUUGAGAGUGUUAGCUGGCUUAACAAAGUUAUAUACUUCACUGGUGUGGGAAUCUACAGUACUUCUAGCUUUAUGUUCUGAUGAUGGAUUACCAGCUGGCUGCUUAUUUGGGAAAGAAGAUACAGAAAAAUUACUUCCUCCUGAUUUAAAGGGUGAAGAAGGCAGUCGAAAUGAAGCUGUUGCCAUGGAAGUUACAGAAAGUAAUAACAGAGGCAUAUCUGAUAACGGUACACCCCUUGGGGAAGGUACCUCUGCAGAAAGCCCUACUCGUCAACAGUCAGCAGCAACGCAACACCAGAUGAAGUUGAUAAAGCCCCUACUGUCAUCAGCUUCACGAUUAGGAAAGGCUUUAGCCGAACUCUUUGCCUUGCUUGUUAAGCUGUGUGUGGGAUCUCCUUUGCGGCAAAGAAGAGGUCAGCAAGUGGCACCCUCUCUGACACCACCAUCUACUGCAGCAAGAGCUGUUGCCUCUGCUCUGGCCAAUCUUCUGCAUGCAGGGCUUUCUUGGAGCCCUCCCCCUGCUUCCCCUUUACCAAAGUUCCGUUUGACUUUUCUCAUCUGCUCUGUCAGGUUUACUAAUCCGAUGCUGUUUGAUGAUAAGAAGAUGCCGUAUCACCUGAUGAUUCAGUACUUUGUGUCAUCACAGGGCCUUAAUGCUUUCUUCAAUACUUUUGAGUGGGCAAUUAGUGCUGGUGGCACAUCGCCUGAUCAAGAAGGGUCAGAUCCUGAAGAGUUACCAGAGGGUACUGGAGAAUUCCUAGACACCUGGUUGGUUUUACUGGAACGGCUGGUAAACCCUCGCACCAUGCUGGAGUCUCCCCAUGCCUUACCUGCCAAGUCUUCCCAGCCUGGAUACCAGCCAUUCAGUCCACUAAAGUUCCUUAUUCAUAUUCAGAAGGUUGCGUUUGAAGCUGUGAUGAAAUUGUGGAAUAAAAAGAAGACACCACUGAAAUCAUAUGGGGUAAGGAUAUCAGAGUCUGUCCUUGUCAUACUGUGUAAUGUUAUCAAGAGUGAAGCCAUCAUCCAAGAAAGACUUGCUAAAGAAAAGGAAGCCACUAGUGGCAGCUCUACGUUAACUACCACUACUACCACAAAUGCUACUGCAGGGCCUACCCCAGCUCCUAGUGCAGUGGCAUCUUUGGCAACUGCAGAACCUGUUAGCCAGCCUCCACCAGCAGAGCCAGAUGUCAAUCCCCAGCAUCUCCAGGCACUAAUGGACAUGGGAUUUGGCCGUGAUAGGUGCAUGGAAGCUAUCACACAAACGAACACACUUCAACAAGCAACAGAAUAUUUGUUGAUGAAUCCUAUGGAUCAAGUUGGUGGUGUGAGCGGUGGUGAAAUGGAAUUAACUGAGGAAGACCAAAUGCUUCAAGCAAUUGCCAUGUCUUUAGGUGAGGAUGUUCAGUUGUCAGGUUCAUCAGAUCCUCGAAACAGUAGUAGCACAUCCCAGCAGCCUCCUGGCUCUGCUCCUAAGCCUCCACCUUUCCCACAAAAGGAAAUGGAUGAUGAGCCGUUAAGUAAAAGUACUCUUGAUAAGUUUAGUGAAUGCGUAUUAGAAGGAUGCUUAAGCCAAUUGGAUGUGCAACCCCAGAUGGUUUACAAAGUGUGCGAGUUACUUACUACCUGUGCAACAAGAAAUGGUAGCGAAUGGCGUCAGAGUAUGCUCACCACCUUGAUUAAUGAAAUUAGUAGCCAAGCGAAUCAGUUGCUGGCUUCAUCACUCGCAUCGCCAGAAACUGUGGAACAACUCUGUACCUCCGUCCUCGCCUCGAAAUUUGCUGUUAGGUUACAUCUUGUCACUUUACUUUUUGAGGAAAUGAAGAGAGGCUGUGCUGGAGCCAUGGAACAAGCUGGCCUGGUAGAUACACUGACAGAAUUGUUCAUUAUAACUCAUGCUGUCAUGGCUGCUAAUCCUCCCCCACUCCCAACUUCUGCUCCAGCAUCUGCCACUGGUGCUUCAGGUGGUGCUUCAGCUGCACCAUCAACAACCCCAUCAUUGAUUCCAAUUCCCCCCUGGCACCACCACCUUCAACCGGGGGGUCCUCACAAGCCAAAGAUAAAGAGAAGGACAAGGAAGAUACAGAGGGCACAGGAACUCCCAAAUGGCUGUCACCAGGUUUACUCUUGCAUAUGCAAUCAUGUGUGGAAAUGGUUUGAUAUGAGCACAUUGAAGUGGUGUGCAUAUUCACCGAGCAACAACAAGAGUAUUGAUGAUGCAUACUGGGCUGGUGAGGCUAGUAUUCGUAUAAUUAAUGGAAGGAGGAAAUACACCAUUCAGUUCCACUCAAUGGUGCAGGUCAAUGAAGAGUCUGGCAACCGCCGUCCCAUCAUGAUUACCAUCAAGGACAAAGUGAUUGCAGAAGAGAAGAAGAAAUUACCCAGUGUUAUGCCUAAGGAUGAGCCAACACCGACAACAGAGGAAGGAGGUCAAACGGGAAGCACAAAGGUUGAUGGCAAUGGAACAGAAGAUGGGGAAAAGCCUAGCCAUGAAGAAUCCUUGUCAGAAGAGGUUGCUUUGGACACUGCUGCUGCAACAGCUGUAGAUGUACAAGAGGCAGCUGUUACUGUUGCAACAGGGGAAGAGAAGAUGGAAUGUGAAGAGUCAGAGGACACCACUACAGCAGCUUCUGCAGAAGUUGAUGCAGCUGAAAUAGCACCUAUUGAUGGCCUUAACAGGACACAUCAUGAGGCCAUAAUCAGGGCUUGUGUUGGCUUCAUGAAACUUGGUGUCGACCCAGAUACUCUACAUGCUCUAAUGCGUCUUUGUUUGAGAGUAACUCGAGUUUGGGAGCAGGCAUGUCUGUUUGCCAGCUUAGGCGGUGUUCGUACGCUCCUCUCCUUAACAGAAUCAUCGGGCUUUUGGGGUUUUCAUAGUCUUGCUGCUCUUCUCAUGAGACACAUUCUAGAAGAGCCCACCACUCUACGAUACACAAUGGAAAAGGUAAUAAGGUCAUCAGCCAGCAAUAAUACUAUGUCUGGGGCUAAAGAACUGCAUUAUCUACUUCGUCUCCUUGCUCCGGCUGCAUGUCGAGACCCACAGCUAUUUACAGAAAUAACCCAGCAAUGUCUCCGAAUAGAUCUAAACAUGACUCUGAAGAGGAAUCUUAUGUCGGCCAACAGUGAAGACAGUAUCUUGAUGAAAAGUAUUGGUGGAAAGAGUGUUGGUGCUGCUGCUGCAGCAGGAGGCUCCAGCACAUCUGGGAGCGGUGGUAGCUCUACAGGCACUGGGAUGACGCUCGGUAGUGAACCUCAGCAACUAAUUCACGAUCUGUUAGAAGCCCUCACAACCCUGAGUGAUGAUAGCGAGUCACCUGCUCCUGCUGGAGUAAAUCAGUGCUCAUUAGUUGCUGCUAUGGUGAAUGCCACAACUACACCAACAGAAGAAAGAGCGGCAUCUUCUACUGUCGGUGCUCGCCGCCAGAUUCAUCUUUCUCGGUCGUCGUCUGCUAAUGACAUGAUUGUUCAGGAGGCAGAUGAACAGAGUCCUAUGGAGAGUGAUAGCAGUAAGAUUCCUGGUGCAAGUGCAAAGACUGCUUCAAAUGAGAAAAUUGAUGAAGCAGCAAAGAGAAAGAAACCCUUACUGUCCAAGUCUCUGAUAUGCAAAUUGCUAGCAGAGUUUGUCCGCUCUUAUGCUGGUUGUGCUAAGCUGGUCACGGAACACCAUUAUUCAGCGGGGUCAAAUGAUAAAAUAACAGAGGAUUGUUCUGCACUUGCAUACAUGUUGGACCAUCUGGUUUGUAGUAGUUCAGCAUCAGAUAAAGAUACAGCAAGUCAUGUUCGGGUGUUGAUAGCUGCCUUGGCAUCUUGCAAUCAUGCUCCAGAUGCACAGACUAUUCUUGUGACAGAGGUUAAAGGUGCUCUUGGUAGAGCAACUGUAGUCACUGAAAGUGCAGAAAAGCAUGCCAGAAUUCAGGCCCUUGUUGGUCUGAUAUGUACAAUGAUGGAAGCCUGUCCAGCUCAGCUGAACCAGCCUGCCAAUCUCUGCUUUAAGCAACAACAGCAUCAUGGAAUGAAUAACAUGAUAAGGGUCAUGGUUAGAAAAGGAUUAGUCACUGAUUUGGCCCGAAUACCUCACAGCUUGGAUCUCUCUUCUCCUAAUAUGGCAGCCACAAUCAAUGCAGCUUUGAAACCAUUGGAACUUGUAUCUCGUAUUGUAAAUCUGCCAUCAUUUGGUAUUGCUUCUUCAUCUAAAAAGAAAACUCCACAGAAUGAUGAUCAGCAACAGCCUAUGGGCACAGAAACAACCAAUAGUGAGGCGACAAGAGCACAAGGUGAUGAUAACAUUGAGGAUACAGAAAAUACGGAACAUGAUAUUAGUACAGCUGGUGAGAUUUUGGAGCCUUCAUCAGAUGCUCAUCCGGAUGGUACACUGGUGGAAGGAGAUGAGGCAGGUUUGGAAGAAAUCUUAGAUCAAUUGUUGGAAGAUGGGAGUGGUGGUGCAAGAGGACAAGGACACCGUGACUCCGUUACUGCAGUUCGUUAUGUCAUAGAGAGGGAUCCUCCAAUGGAUACGGACGAUACUAUGCAUGACUCUCGUAUGGUAACGCAUUCUGAAAGUCAGUUUCUUGAGGGUGAAGAGGCAGGAAAUGAAGAACACGACGACUCCUCAUCAGAGUCGUCAGAUGACCGGGAAGAGGAAGGGGAUGAUGAUGACAAUGAUGAGGAAGUGGAGGAGGAGGAGGAAGAAGAGGAAGAAGAUGGAGGUUUUAUUGUCUUGCAAACAGCUGAUGAUGACGAUGAUGAUGAGGAAGAGGAGGAGGAAGGGUCAGUCUUUGAUGAGGGCUAUGAAGACCUUGAGGAAACUUUCAUCCGACUUCCAGGUGAACGGGAUUCUGAUGACAUUCUCCUCCUCCCUUCUUACCAGCAGUACAUAGAUACUAUAGAUACAAUUAUCUUCGGUGAUCGAGUGUCUCAUCAUCACCAGACGCAUUCACAUGAAGAUCCUUCUUUUAUGGCUUCAACACCUAAUGCCAAUCCAAGUGGAAGCAAUGCCAUCCCAACGCAUCCAUUAUUCCAAAAUCCUCGAGAGGUCCCUGCCACAGGCAGUGCUCGUCUCAACAGCAGGCCCAGUCGUCAGCGCGGGGUGCUCAGGUACCAUACUGUCACCCCACGCACCCACACCACCACCACCACCAUACUCCAGAGAUUACUGGGUCCUAGUCAUCGAGAUGUACUCCAGUUGACUUCAAAUCUAAGGGAAGCCAACCAAGUACUUUUCACAAAUCCUGAUGUUAGACUUAUGCCACCCGAUCCAGAUGAAUUUAUUGAUAUGCAGGAUCAUGGUGGAAACAUGAUGAACAAUGGAGGGUCUUCAGCAUCUUUGGCAAAUGUACCUAAUGCUCUUUCUAGGUGGACUGAAGAAACACGGGUCUUAGAGGCAGAUUCAAUGCAUGAUGCAGUUACAGUUGUCAAACCAGCUCUUAUGGCAGUGUUAGAAAAGUACAGAGAUGCAGAACAGAGCGAGAGAGACAAGAAAAAGAAAGAACAAGAGGCAAAUAAGCCACCACCACCAGUGUCAAGUGAAAGUUCUCAGGGUCCCCUUGUCCUUCUUCAAAGUGGAGAUGCAGAAAUGGGUGAAGCAACUGAUACCAACCAGCCUAGUUCAGCUCAGGUACCAAGUUCUGAUUUGGAAGCUCCAAGUACUGAAGCUGGUGGUCAAGAUGCAUCUGCAAUAUUGAGUACUGCAUCAAUUGCAGAGUCAAUUGUGGAAUCUGUCUUAGGGUCGUCUUCAGGGCAUUUGUCAACCACGACAACUCCAAGCUUUUCUGGGUUAUUAACCCUUCUCUCCCCUGUAUCAAGAAGUGCACCAACUCCUCUCUCUCCCGUGUCUGUUAGUGCACCAUCUCUACCUCUUCAGGAACCACCAGUCUCUUCCAUUCCAGUUGCCUCUGGCACAACAUUAGUAGGAGGAAUUCCGUCAGCUCCAAGUACCCCAACACAGACAUCAUCAGUUAGUGCUUUACCCCCUCUUCCAUCCCCAACUUCUGCUUCUGCAGGAAUGCCUCCUCUCAUACCCCCAACAAGUGUAACAACAAUGGAAAAUGAACCUCCAUCUUCAAUGGCUGUUACAGAUACAGAAAUGGUAGCUGCUUCACCGUUACCAGCUAUGGUGUCUACUCCUUUAGCUCAAGAUAGCGUUGAGAGUAUAUCAGGGCAAGAAGAAACUCCCAUGUCUGUCAGUCCACCAGAAUAUCGUAGCCGCUCUCCUGUGUUGUAUGCCAUGCCUGGGGAAACCGUAGUAACUCCUCCUCCAUUACCUCAAGCUACACCAAGAGAAGCCUGGGAAGACCCAAGUAAUGUUAAUAUGCAGCAAGAUCCAUCUGGAGAUCAGCCCAUAACUGUUGCACCUGAACUAGUGAUGCCAUCUGCUGGAAGAAGUGUUGUUGCUGGCCAGGAGGGUUCACAGGAUGAAGGUAAUCAAGAAAGCAGCGAGGCAGGUCCAUCUGGUUCUGCAGCAAGUCGGCCUGACUAUUCUGCAAUUCUUGGUGACAUAGAAAUUCCCGAAGGUGUUGAUCCCAGUUUCCUUGCUGCAUUGCCUGAAGACAUGAGGCAAGAAGUUAUUGCAGAACAGCUAAGAUUACAACGGGUAAGACAGCGAGCGACAGAAAACACUCGUGAAAGUAAUAGUGGCAGUGUGAGUGAAGUGAAUCCCGAAUUUCUUGCAGCUCUGCCUCCUAAUAUUCAGGAAGAAGUCCUGGCACAACAGCGGUUAGAGCAGCAGAGACAACAGGCUGCACGUGCUAACCCUGAUGAUCCUAUGGAUCCUGUCUCAUUUUUGCAGACCUUGCCACCUUCCUUAAGGCAGACAAUACUAGCAGAUUUAGAGGACUCACAGUUUGCAGCCCUUCCUCCUGAGCUAGCACAAGAAGCACAAACGCUGCGAAGGCAGCGUGAAGAGCGAAACAGGCAUGUUCAUGAUCACAUGUUCAGUCGCUCUGGCACGUCUCUCUCCUCCAUUCUUCGUAAUACAGCUCGUAUUGGCUCUCGCCUUAUGCAUUCUUCAAGCUGGUCAACCAGUUGGAACCUUCGGCCAUCCUCGAGUGGCCAACAAGUCACCACGACGAGUAGUAGUAAGCCUCGAGGCCGUCCACUGCUCGAUCAUGAGGCUCUGACUUGCCUUUUAGUUCUACUCUUCGUAGACGAGCCAAAAUUAAAUACAGGUCGAUUGCAUCGAGUUCUCCGUUACCUCUGUCACCAUGCGCCUACAAGGGAUUGGGUUAUUAAGGUAAACUUGAAACCUUGGUCCUUGUUUGAUUGCCUUUACUGUCCUACUCUUGGGAACUUGUUGGUGGGACCAAAAUACCAAAGUUCUAGUAGUGGGAUUGGAACCAGUAGUGGUGAACCACCUACACCUCUGAUCCCAGUAACUCCUGAGACGACCAGCAAAGGCAGUAGUAAAAAGGGCAGUGGGAGUUCAAGAUUUGAGCCUUCUGUAAUGUCCACGCCUGUCUGGAGGAGUGAAGCGCGAUCGCCAGCAGCACCAUCUUGGUUAAGCAUGAGUAUGGAUGCUGCGUUAGGUUGUCGUGCAAGUAUUUUUCAAAUUCAGCGCACACAGCCGACUGGUAAACGCACAUCAUCGGCAGCGCUAACCACCUCUGUUCAUAUUCAUCCUCAGGCCUCUCCAUUAGUGUGCAGACAUACUUUAGACACAUUGAUCUCGCUGGCCAAGAGUUUUCCUGGACACUUUUUACCAUAUCAGGGGAAGGACUCUGAAGAGAAAAGUGAUAGUAAAAAAUCUAAUAAUUGUAGUAGUGGAAAUACCACUGGUGCUGUGAGCAAAACUUCUAAAAGUCAAAGUAGUGAACCCACAGACUUCUGGGAAUUAUUAGUUAAAUUAGACUCUAUUAGUGUUUCUCGUAAGGGUAAGGGUUUACCGAGGACUCACUCUAGUGCGAGUGGAAACAAUGAGGAGGAGCAGAAAAUCACGAGUUUAGAAGCGUCAGCGCUUGGCCAACUCAUACAGCAGUUGGCACAUCCGGUUGUGCGUAGGUCUUCACUCCUUACAGAUAGGUUACUCAGGCUUUUAGCUCUAAUUUCUUUAGGGCUACCAGAAACGUCAGAUAGUAAUACAUCAAGCACAGCUAUUGCAUCAGCAAACACUGGCAGCAGCACUACUACUACUACUACAGGUGCAGCUGCUGCUGGUGCAACCCAUCAGCUAUCUGCAGCUUCUCAGCAAGCUAAUGAGAAUUCUAGUACUUUGGAACAUCUUCUAAAAUUAGCAAUACAGGUUUUGACUAGUAAGUCUUGUUCUGAAGAAGGCCUUGAAGAUGCAACAGCAUUACUUUUACAUCUGUCCCAUGGGCCUCCACCAGCAAGGGACCAAGUGCUGCGAUUGCUCUUACAAGGUGCAGCAACACUUGGCUCAACUGUGGCAACACACAUAGCAUCACUACUUCAGGACCUUAAGGCUCACAAUGCAUCACACCCUGCUCCUGUUCAUGAUGAAGAGCCAAUGACCCAUGUAACUGACAAGAACAAGAAGGGCUUAUUGCAAGACAGGUUUACCAAUGAAUGUGUGAUAAUUAGUGGGACAACCAAAGUUAAACCACCAUGUGAACUACAGUUAGCCUCCAUGUCUUUGCUUACAAGCAAAACUUCCUCUCAGGCCUUCUUUUUGCGUACUCUUAAGGUCAUCAUACAGCUCAGAGAUGCCAUUAGAUUGUCACGCACGAGGAAAACUGCAGUUCAACCAAGUAGUAAUAAUGCAGACAGAGCAGCCAGUAAUAAUCAAGCAGCAAACAACCUAGAACAGCCAAAUGCCACUGGAAACCAGGAACCGUUCGAGUUAUCUGGGAAUCAAGAACAGUUGGCGCUGCCUGCAUCAGUGGACACACCCAUGCAAGCAGAGUCUUCUGAUGCUUCAAUCCAUUGGCAACCUGCCACUGAGGUAUUAUCGGUGGAGGUGUCACCAUUAGAAGCAGGCGAACAGCAUGACACGGGUCAAGUGGAACCACCACCUACGCCUCCACAACAACCUUAUAUUGUCACCCCACCAGCAGUAACUUUAGAUGUACCAAACCCAGAUGCAGAUAAUGCAGCAAAUGCAUCAGCCUUGCCCAGUGAAGAUAGAGGCCAACCCACUGCUGAAGCAAUGGAUGUAGAUAAUGAAGUCACAGAAACUACAGAGUUAGGAAGUUUGAGUGCUCAACUGUCUUUAGAUGAACUGUGGUCAACACUUUCAGAAUGUUUAGUAGAAUUAGGUGAAACUCCAGACACACAUGCAGUGCUGGUUUUACAGCCUGCAGUGGAGGCCUUUUUCCUUGUUCAUGCUUCGGCAGCAUCAGGGGAUAAAAAAGAUCGUACUACUACACAAGCAGAAUCACGUGAGGCACAACUAGCACAUUUGCAGCAUGAAAUUGCACCACUGUCUCCUCUUCCUUCAGUCCCGUUAGAUGAUGGUGAGGGCAAUGUCAGUGUAGCAGGUUUAAGAAAGAGGGAGAAUUCAAUGUCGGUAUCAGAAAUUAGUCCUGAUGAUACUGAUAAGUUCCUUAAAUUUGCUGAAAAGCAUCGUACUGUUCUAAAUCAAAUUCUCCGACAGUCAACAGUCCACCUGGCUGAUGGACCAUUUAGUGUUUUAGUAGACCACACACGCCUUCUAGAUUUUGAUAUUAAAAGGAAAUACUUUAGAACUGAAUUAGAACGGGCUGAUGAUGGUAUGCGGCGAGAAGACUUGGCUGUACAUGUACGUAGGGAACAUGUCUUUGAAGAUUCCUUCAGAGAGCUACACAGACGUUCCCCCGAUGAAUGGAAAAAUAGGUUCUACAUUGUGUUUGAAGGUGAAGAAGGCCAGGAUGCAGGUGGGCUUUUAAGAGAAUGGUACAUGAUAAUAUCGCGUGAGAUUUUCAACCCCAUGUAUGCCCUGUUUUGUACGUCUCCUGGUGAUCGUGUGACAUACAUGAUCAAUCCUGCUUCUCAUUGCAACUCUAACCAUUUGUCCUAUUUCAAGUUUGUGGGCAGAGUUAUAGCAAAGGCAAUCUAUGACAACAAAUUACUUGAGUGCUACUUUACAAGAUCAUUUUACAAACACAUCCUGGGCAAGAUGGUUCGUGUUGCCGACAUGGAGAGUGAAGAUUAUUCUUUUUACCAAGGUCUUAUCUACCUCUUGGAGCAUAAUGUUGCUGACUUGGGUUAUGAACUUACUUUCAGCACUGAGGUUCAAGAAUUUGGUGUGACAGAAGUAAGGGACCUGAAACCCAAUGGACGCAAUAUUGCAGUCACAGAAGAAAGUAAGAUGGAGUACAUCCGCUUGGUAUGCCAGAUGAAAAUGACAGGAGCCAUCAGAAAGCAAUUGAAUGCUUUCUUGGAAGGCUUCUAUGACAUCAUCCCUAAACGUCUUAUCUCAAUCUUCAAUGAGCAAGAGACGGAGCUGCUAAUAUCUGGUUUACCCACUAUCGACAUUGACGACUUGAGAACAAACACAGAAUAUCACAAGUAUCAACCAAAUUCUCUGCAGAUCCAAUGGUUCUGGCGAGCACUGAGAUCCUUUGAUCAGGCUGAACGUGCAAAGUUCCUUCAGUUUGUUACUGGCACUAGUAAGGUUCCUCUUCAAGGCUUUGUAGCUCUAGAAGGAAUGAAUGGCACACAAAAGUUCCAGAUACACAGAGAUGAUAGAUCCACUGACAGACUUCCUUCAGCCCAUACAUGUUUCAACCAGUUGGAUCUGCCUGUUUAUGAAACUUACGAUAAACUCCGUCACUAUUUGUUGAAGGCAAUUCACGAGUGUGCGGAAGGCUUUGGCUUCGCAUAGAAGAUAUACAGUACACACAUCCUACCGAAGAGAAUCAGAAGCUUUGUAUCGAUUUGCAGUGGAGGUCUAUUUUGUUUAUUUUUUUUACUUAGUUUUUUAUUUAAAGUGAAUUUGCACAGAGAAGUGACAUUUUAUAUGAAGCCUGUUACAUAAGGUUUACACAGGCCCUUUACACAUAAUGUGCACUAGGAAACUUUUCACCAAUCCUUAUGAUGUCUUAUCUUUUGGAAUCUUAAAAUGUAAAAAGAAAUCUUAAACCUACCAGUACUGUAUAAUGCUUUGCCUUCUCAUAACUUAGGGAUAAUCUGUUUUUCUCUUCCUUUGUUUUUAUUUUUCUAUCCCUCCCAUGGUCAUAACUGACCCUAGAUCCACUGGAGAAAUAUAUAGAGAGUUAACCAUCAAAAGCUUAAAAACGGAAGGGCUUGAAAUGCACGUUAAGGUUUGUAGAGUGCUCAUCAUGUUGUCAGAAAUAUAUAAUUUCUUUACAAGUUUUAGGAAAUAAAGAUUAAUUAUUUGAAGUUGUAAAACAAUCAUGGUGAUACCCUGGAAACCUUAAACAUUUAACUUAUUUUUUUCUUUUUAUUGAAGAGUUCGAUCCAGCCAAACCUUCCAUAUUCAUAUGCUGUAUAUUUGGCCUCAAUUUGCUGUAUAUAUAUAAGGCCUUUAGGAAGAAAUGUGAUAUAUAUUAAGGCCCAUGAAGUUGCAAUUAGUCGAGAAUAGCAUAAGGAACAAGGACAUUGGAAACGUCCAUGUUAUGAAUGUAUAAAUAUUUAGCAGUGUGAUCUAGUUAUAGUAAGUUUUCAUUUAUAUCUUAUUACAUAUAUUACUUGACUUCUGGGUUGAUUUUUUUUAUAAAGGAAAAUGAAUUGAGUUUCUCAUGUACGAGUCAACCCAAAUUGUAAGGUGUAUUUAACCAAGAUCAUAGCUUCUUUAGAAUUUUGCAUUAAAUACACUGAACUUG